CUCUCUCUCUCUCUCUCUCUCUCCCAAUGGCCGUUUCCGGUUUCGAAGGCUUCGAAAAGCGCCUGGAGCUUCAUUUCUCCGGCGACGAUCCCGUCUUCAACAUGGGCCUCCGUCAACUCCCCUUCGAUUCUCUAGAACAAAUCCUCCACGAAGUCCAAUGCUCUGUCGUCUCCGCCGUCGGCAACCACUACUUCGACGCCUAUGUGUUGUCUGAAUCCAGCCUGUUCGUUUACCCAACCAAAAUCAUCAUCAAAACCUGCGGCACAACACAGCUACUCAAAUCCAUCCCUCCAUUGCUUCACCACGCGCUUAAUCUCGGCCUUACGAUCUCCUCUUGCCGUUACACCCGCGGUAACUUUAUCUUUCCCCUGUCACAGCCUUUCCCCCACACAAGCUUCCACGAAGAAGUCGUGUACUUAGAAGAUUCCCUCCCUAACCACCUCUGUUACCGCAAAGCUUCCGUUAUGCCUUCUAACGUCACCGCACAUGUCUGGCACGUGUUCUCCGCCUGCGAUCAAACUCCCCUGGUUCAUUUCCCGCCGUCGGAUUUAUACACCGUUGAAAUAUGUAUGACGGAGCUUGACCGGACUCAGGCGAGGAAAUUCUUCCGCCGUCCUGGCGAUGGAAAAACCGGCGACGCUGCUGGCAAAGAGAUGACGGAGAUCGCCGGAAUCCAUAAAAUUAACCCCAAUGCUCUCAUCUGUGAUUUUGCGUUCGAUCCUUGUGGUUACUCGAUGAAUGGAAUCGACGGCGAUCGAUAUUCCACGAUUCAUGUUACGCCGGAGGAUGGGUAUAGUUACGCUAGUUUUGAGUGCGUUGGUUCCAUUUAUGACGAUGAGGAUGACGAGGACGGCGGCGACGGCGACGAUUUUAUACGGAUGUUAAGGAGAGCGGUGCAGGUUUUCCGACCGGGGAAGGUCUCGGUUUCGGUGACGACGGCGACCACCGCGUCGCAUCGACUAUGGGCGAGGAUAGCCGGAGCAAUGGAGCCGCUUGGGUUGAAAUGCCGGAGUUGUAUGGCGGAUGAGUUUCCAGCCGCUGGGAGCGUCGUGUUUCAGACGUUUACCGCUCGCCGGAAAAAAACAGGGGAAUGCGGCGGCGGUGGUAGAUAAAUGUUCCGAAACGGCGGGGUUUUUUUUCCUAGUGAGGAGUUAGAUUGAAUUAUUAUUAUUAUUAAUAUUAUUAUUAUUAUUAUUAUUAUUAUUGUUAUAGGCCACGUUGCUGCAA
Cucurbita pepo subsp. pepo (vegetable marrow) is the source of this 1227-nucleotide messenger RNA. Lineage: Eukaryota; Viridiplantae; Streptophyta; Magnoliopsida; Cucurbitales; Cucurbitaceae. The record is from RefSeq and is a predicted model, not a curated record.